CCAAAAAGAAUGGGCUUAGUCUGACGCUCGCACGAUUUCCCGAAUAUAUAAAUAAAAUCGAAUCAUAACGAGUCACAUGGUUUUACUACCGGGAAUGUAACAAUGAUCGAGGGCAAGCUAACGUGGGAGGGAGUUAUUCACAUGUAAGUAAAAAUCAAUCGUAGUGUCCGCGACAUACGUGGGUCGGGGAAUCUCGCGGCACAGCGAAGCGACGAUUGAAGGGUUCCCGCCGAGAUGACAGUAUGAGAGGUAGAAACUCGCCACAGCGCCAUUUCACAAAGCAUCACUCGCCCUUCGCGUCCGUCGCAAUUAGAUCGUUUAGAUUGUGCGCGAUUAGCUGUCGCGUUGAUCCUGAUUGGUAUACACAAAAAAGAGGAGAGAGUAGGGGACGGAAGAGAGAAAAGGUGGAGAAGGGAUAUUUCGGAAAUAAUAGCCUCGUGUUCAGACGAAAGGAAAGCCCGACUGCAAUUGAGAGAGGAAAGGAGAAAGAGACGGACAGACAAUUUUCCUCGUGGUGCGUUGUACGUUUUUCCGAGUUGCGUGUAUACAUAUACACACAUAUAUAUAAGGCAUAUGUAUAUGUAUAAUAAUGAUGAAUCGUCCAUAACACAUCGCAGUGCUCCAUGCCAAUACUGCUACUACCGGUCCUUGGCGUCGUCCGUCGUGGCGCCCCUCUUUCGUCGAAAGUGUCCAUCGUGACGUCAGAUCAUCGUGAGAGACGAAGGGAGAACCUUUGGCGAUGCGGAAUCCAAACCAAUAAACUACAUAGAUCGCGGGAUUAACGAUUAAGCCGUGGGUAUCGCGAACGUUCCGGCAGGAUGGCCCUGGUGACGUAAUCCACGAAUCUUCGAGAAACGCUACGUUACGUGCAGCAGCGUCGCGCCAAGGUCGGAACUGCGAUUAGACUGCAGCCUAAAUAAUUUGUUUCGCUCGGCGUCUCGCCUCGUAGUCAAGUGAGGUGGCACGAUAACGUCGCUACGUUGCUCGUACUAACUUGUUUCCUUUACCCGGGUACUCUAAUCCGAGAGUUCCGAAUCGAUGGAACAUGCUGCAGAUGGACGACGUGGAACAAUCGUAGACAAUAAUUGUUCUGAAUUGUCCCAACGUGGUGGCUGCCAAGCUAGCUCGGAUGCUCGUCCUCCGAUAGAUAUACCGAAACGAGUUGCAAGUGGUCGAUCGGAUGAUUCAUGCGGCUGAGGUAGGCUGAGUUGGCCGAGGGACGACUGACGAUCAGCGAUUCAUCUAGCCCGAAGCAGGUUAUUCGAAGGAGGGGUAUCUGAAUAGUUGCAUCUGGUGAAUUGCCGGGACUCGUUUCUGCACAAUUCACGUAACGAUAUACCGAAAGCAAGGAACAAGAUGGACGAAUACGACAAAAAGUUCGCAGAGAUGCAAAAGUACAUUCCAUUCCUGGAAGCGAUGAUCGAGAGACUGAACUCAGUUAAAGACAAGGACAGUCGAACAAGGGAAAUACAACUGCAGAAAAUGGAGAGUCUGCACGGAAUUCUAUCAAAUAGCAGGCGAAAGUUGAAGAUCGAGACGCUGCAGCGAUGCGAGGAUGUUUUACAGAAACUGCACAACAAAGUAGAAAAGUUUCAGGGAAAUGGAUCUGGUUUACAAUUACCAUUUAAGCAAAACGAUGACAUCACGUCGCAACCUUCGACUUCAUCGAUGAAAACAAAGUCAAAUCAGUGCAUUGAAGUGAUAUCGACGAACUCGGAGAAUGAUAAAGAAGAAAUCGGAGAAACGCCACAGAGUCCAGAUACCGUAAGAUCUUCCAGUCCUGAUUGCCAAAUUCUGCCUAUAGUAAUUCCUAUGGAGCGUAACGCGAAGAACAGAAAUCGAAGACCACAAGAACAACAACAAUCCAAAGUAAUACCAGUUAUUACGCUUUCGGAUACAAAAACUAUAACUAUCUCGUCGCCAGAUUCUAAUCCGGAUGAAGUUACGUUUAAUGAAUGGGAUAUGUUAGAAGAAUCGGAAAGACAUAACUCAAGAAAUAAAGAAAAUCGGCAAUCUUCGCUACCAGUUGCUACCAGUCACGAUGUAACGACCGCUGCGAAGUUAAUCAGUAACAAUCUGCCGCAAAAAGUCAGCGACGGCAGAAAUUAUACGUUAGAUCCGCAAGACAUACCGACUGUCCCGGUGCCUUCUCUUGGUGGUUCCAGACGAUUGUCUUCAGUUUUAGAGAAAAAUAAGCUCACUUUAGACAUAAUGGCCAGUUGCUCUAGAUCGGAAUCACCCGUGAACGUUCCUGAAGUGAGACUUAAUUCUCCUGACCCUGAAAUAUUGUUUGCUAAACCUAAGCCCACAUCGCCCAGAUCGAAUGACAGCACGUUGAAACCACCACCGAAACCACCUUCGAUACCGCUUCUAUUCUCGCCGCCGCCUUUGUCUCAUGAGCCUCUAUUGUCUAUGGAAGAUCUGGCGGAAUUGUUGAAUGACGAAGGCGAUGGCGAUAAAACCAAUGAAAAUGCUAAAGAAAAGAAUACGGACCAAAUAUCAAAGAAUUCAGUAUCGGAGAAAGAGAAGCUUACCUCUAGAAAAAAUUUGCCAAAUACAGCAGGAGUUUCACCUGUGAAAGUAACUUCAUCGAUCGGGCCACCUCGUCAAUCAAAUGAUUCUCACCGAUCGGUACCACAAGCACUAUUUUCUAAAUUUCAAGAACCACGUUAUGCAGAUAACUACGAAAGACAUCCUCGUCAACGUGACAUUUAUUCUCAUGAGAGCGCGAAAGAUAAAUUGAUUACUAUUUCUGAAGAAACCCCAUCUCAGAUGACAGUUAUUCAUAAUACUGCAAGCAAAUCAGAUGAGAGAAAUGUUUCGUUGUAUCAGAGACGUUCCAGCGUACCAUCAGAAGGACGGAAAGAUGCGAGUCUGCCUAGACCGGAGAACGAAUUUGUGAUAAGUAAUGACUAUUACAAUAUGCACGCAAAUCAGAUACAUUGGGGCUCUCCCACAACUACUAGUGAUCAAUUCGGCAACAAUCAGUGGACACCUUCCUCUUACGGCGGAAUGACCAAUCCACCUCUACAACCUACUCAACAUCCCUUUCAACGUCCGAUGGAACCACAAUUUAGGCAAAAUCAGUUCCCGCCGACUCUACCCACUGGUCCUAGACCGUUGAUCAAUCCCACGGUGCGACCGGAUAUGAGUCACGUGGUAAGACCAGAAAAUGUUCGGGAAGAUAUACCUUCUUUGAUGCCUCCCGGAUUUUCGUCACAAUACAGAGGCUUUCAAAUAAAUCAAGGAUCUUAUGAUCCAGCCUUUCCCGUCGGCGGACCGACGGAAUAUCCGCAUAUAAGACCGACAUGGGAAAGUUCCGCCAAUCCUUCUUAUGAAAAUGUGAUUUCUUGUGGAAUUCAAGUUGUGGAGAGUACUACAGGUACUUCACAUCCACGACCCAACACGCCUUGCCCUUGGGGUACAACAGCGCGUGAUAGAGAUAGGAGUAAUAUAAAUCAGAGCAGAUACUACGAGAGAAAUAGGAUAGAAUUGAGGCCUGGUUUUAAUCGUGAUGGGCGCCGAUCUGAUUGGUUAUGGGAAGGCCACUCUGAUCGAGAGAAUCUAAAUCGUUUCCCGAGUCGAGAUCCACGAGUUCGUACGGAACACAACACAACAGGUGCCAGAGAUCAGGCCAAAGAGAGCGGUGUUUCCGCAAGGGAUCCGCGUCUUUCCAAAGAUAAACAUGUCGUGAACACGUCAACCAAAACCAAAGACAGUGUUCUUAAUGAAAGGGAUCCUAGGAAACGGCUAGUAACGGCAAGCACAAAAACAACGUCGGUAACAAAGGAAAAACAAAAAUCUCAGAAAUCGCUUGAAAAGGAAAAGGAUAAGCUUCCAAAAGACAGAAUGCAGUCACCGCUAGAAAGUCUUUACGGUGUGAUCGAUACAAAGGCCAGUCAAAAUUCUGGUCUGCAAAAGUUCAAAAUUCCUAAAAUAAAGCGACCAGAACCAGCGCAGUUAAAUCGUAUUAUUAACGAGACGAAGGAAGUUGAAAGCGUUUCGUCUAAAUUAUCGCGUGCAAAGAGCAAUAAAAACAAAGAGCAAAAGAAAAGCAAUAAAUUGUAUUCCAAGAAUAAGAGUAAAGACGUUGAGAGUGCCGAAGUGAGCAGUAGUAGCGACGGUAAUCGUGCAACGGAGAAUCCAGUCCAACAAAAUAAUGUUGCAAAAGAGGAAAAGAGUUUUUCAUCAUCUUUCGAAAAGUCUGACAAAAACGAGACGAGAAUUGGCGAAGCAGACUCAGCGACGAACAAUUCCAAAUCCAGUCAUAUCACGAAAAAGGGUAAAACGAAGUCAGAAGUGGACGGAUCGAAAUCUAAGGAAACGGUGACGAAGGCAUGGAUUGAAGCUCUAAUCAAGGAGUCGUUUGAAUCCGGUGAGGGCAAAAAACUAGUCGAACACGCGAAACUGUUACAGAAAUUUGGGGAAGUACUAAAGGCGAAAAAUUUCAAAAAGAUUAAGAAGAUCAUCGAGUCCGAAUCCGAAAGUAGUUCGGACAAGGAUGAAACAGUUGAAGCGAAAAAGACUCAAGUCAAGAAAAAGAGGCGAGUGAUAAUGUCGGACAGCUCGGAUGAUGAAUGUCUUGCGGAGAGGCUCAGUAUCUUAAGUACCAACAUUGACACGAAUGAUGCGAGAGAGCUGGUUUCUGCAAUUUCCACUGAUCCUAAAAAUUCGGAAGAAAAUCUCGAGGUAACAGCAUCCAGUAAUAAUUUGAACAAAAAACUAACUGAAGAUAUUACUGCGAAGAUAAACGUCGAUUUACCAGAAAGUCGUGACAAGGCGUACAUACGAGCAAAAAAUAAAGUAGAUAAUAAAAAUAAGGAUGAGCAAUUAGAAAAGAAAAGUGAUAAGAAUGAUCGAUUAGGAAACGAUAUUGAAAAUACUGAUAUUCAACCAGAAAACCAAAAACAAAUGAGUAGUAGAUUAAAAGAUAGUGAUAAAGAGAAGAAACAAACUAAAGAUAAUCAAGAUAAUCGGGUCGAUCAAAACACUCUAGAGAAAUCAAAGGAUAGUACAGAACGUAGUAUAGAAUAUCUGAAUCAGGAUGAUACAGAAAGUAAUAUAGAACAUUUGGAUCAAGAUAAGGAUUCGACAACGCAAUCUGUCAUUUCCGAUAUUACAAACCAAGCUGAGGAAAUUUCAAUUGAUAAACCAAAGAUAAAAACAAAGAGAAGAAAUUCUCUAGAGAUGUUGCAAGAAGAUAUCAGGGAAAUGUUUAUUAGCGAGGGUGUAGUAACGGCGACAGGUUAUCGAAUGUGCCGAUUAUCGAACUCUAAGAAAGAGGAGACAUCGAGCAUUGCUGAGAAGAAAAUUGCUGAGUCCAAUACUGAAACGAACGAGUCGGCAGCGAAUAACGCUAAGAGGAAGACUUUAAGAUCUCGUAACGUGGAAGAGUCGAAAUCAAAAGCUAAAAGCAAGGACGCCAAACGGAUGACUCGCAGUUUACAAUCAAAGAAAUCUAUUCAAAGUUCCGACAGUGAAGAGGAUCAACCAUUGGCUUUGCGAACAGAGAAGUUGCUAAACACCACUGACAACAGCACUCCGAAUCAAGAAGUGGCUCGUAGUGAAGAAAGCAACGAUGCAAUCCGCAGAUCUAAACGCGUUCUACGUAAAGAUAUUAUUAAGGAACCACGAGUGGUUGUGGAGAAGGCGGAUCUUACGAAAAUAGAUUCGUGUAAGAUAAUGUUCGACAGCUCGUCUGAUGAGAGUUUUGGCAUAGAUGUGUCUGAAUUAACCGCGGCGGUGGACAUCUCUCUUCGACCGGAAAAACAAUCUGAUCAGGACUCGAUAGAUACGCUGAUUAUUCCAAGUCGACGGAAAAACACCUCCAACACAGAUAAACGGAACUUUAAGUCAAAGAAGUCGUCUGCGCUCACCGACGACAAAAGUGAAGACGGGUCAUCAUUCACGGAUGAGGAGAGUGCGAUAUCAGAUAUUUCUAUGUCGAGUAACACGACUGCACGGAAGAAAAUGAAUAGUAGUGGUGCAGCUAGAACGACUGCUAGAGAGGAACUGUUGAGUAACAUUCUGGUAGGAUUGGUGCCGACAGCGGAGAAGAAUACAUCGGUCGACAAGGAUAAUGAGCUAAACUUCGAGGUGGACGUGAAUGAUCCGAUAGCUAUCGAGCCGAACGUGAAAAGGUCUUACAUAAGAAAAAAGAAAAAAAAAUCUGGAAAUCUUUGGAAGAUGGGCAGAUUGACUACUAAAAAGAGAAAGAAGAAGACUGCUUCGGUAACUUCCUCCAAAACUGCUCAAACAUAUGUUGAGAUAAAUAUCGAAUCGAAUAUUUCGGCGGAUACUGUAGAAGCUAAUCAAUCGCUCUUAAAAUAUAAAGAUCCUGUAACAAAGGAAACUCUCGAAAAGGUUCUUGACGACUAUCACGUUGUCGACCAUGCGAGUGUAGAUUCUGUAGAAGACGAGGUUAAACCGUUUGCAAAUAUGGAUAGCUUUGAUGUAGAUUUUAAAGAUUCAAGCAACUUUACUACUUUAUUAGAGCCUUCGGAUAUACAUAGAGAAACACUUAAUGACUCGUUUCUUUCUAUCGAAGAAAAUAAAUCAUUGAUACAAAUGGACAUAAAAGAGGAAGUAAGUUCAAGUAGUGCUGAUCUUACCUCGGCAAAUGCCGUUACUGGAAACAAGUUUUUCAAGGAAUCACCAAAGAUUGUUUACGAUGAAUUGAUGACGGAGCUCUAUCGCAGAAUAGAUAUCAAGCAUCUGAUAGAUUAUGUGUGGGUCGGUCAGGACAAAUAUAAAUGCUUAUUAUGCUUCUUCACGGGCAAAAACAUCGUUCAUCAUUACAAGAUCAAUCAUCCCGGAAUGGAAGUGCUUAUCUCGCGUCUCAAGUCGACGGACGCUAAGACUGCGAUUUUGGAAGCCGAGCGUGGUGUGACCACAAUGAAUACGAGUCAAUCGUGCAAGUUUCGCUGCAGAUUCUGCUGUUUUGUUACGGAAGGCGCAGCGGACGUAGCACUCGAGGCAUUCUACGAGCACUGUACUACACACACGGGUGAAUACAGAUUCCACUGCAACAAUUGUUCUUAUCAGGCGGUGGCCAAAGCGUCCAUGAAGACGCACUAUUACAAGAUAUGUCGCAAGAAUAAAACGUUUAACGAGUCUGCAUCCGAAGACAUCGUACCGAGAGAAGGCGGCAUCUAUGGCUACUUGUGUUGCAGUUGUAAUUAUGUACAACUAAAGCGACAAAAUAUAGAGGCCCACGUUGAGUUCUGGCACCGAGAGCAGAUGGAUACCGAGAUCUUGAAGAUUAAUAUGUCGGCGAUAACUGUAUUAGCGGAACACGCUGCAAAUAACAAUGAGCAAUCGCACGAGUUGACGUCCGUUAAUGCUGAGGAAUCUUUCGCUAUAGAAACAAAACCGCAGGUUCUUGAAUUUGAAGCUAUGGAGUGUAAAGACCUAAUAGAUAUUGCAAGGAUAAUGGAGUCCGAGAGUAACGAUGAUAAUACCACUGGAUGUAUUCCACCUGAACAAAAAACGAAUGACAAUAUUCAAGUCAAGGAGGAAAAAACCGAGGAAACUCCGAGGCUGUCUCAAGGGGAACCGGAGGGGUCUGUGAGCACCGGCAAUCUAAGCGUAUUUGUUUGCCCACCUGAUUUGGAAAAUAAGGAAAUGGAGAUACAGCGAGAGCGGCAGAAGACGAUGCAAGAGAUCGCCAAUAAUAUCGGUAUUUUGUUAAAAAACCAUUCUAAACCGGGUUUGUCCAUAAUAGACAAACUGCAGGAUAAAAUGCGCACGGACGCGGUUGUUAAUCCAGUUCCUGAAUGUAACGCGUCAGCGAACAUUCCGGAAACAAAGGAAAACCCUUCAUUGCCUUUUGUGAAUUUAUCCGCAGAACUUCUGAAAACCGAGGAAGAACUAAUCAUCAAAGAGGACAUCCCGAGUCAGUCGAACAAUCAAGGCGACCCUCUUUCUUUUAUGGAGGAACAAUUGGCUACUGAAAAAUCGAAGGUAACAAAUGACGUGGGUGGCAAAGUGGAUGUAAAAAUUCGGGAUCCUCUUGCGAUCAUGGACUCAUCCAAAGACAACGAGAGCGACGGCGAAAAUAGCGACAACGAGCGCUCGGCACCAAUUUUUGAAUCGGACUCCAGCAGUGAGCAAUCGGAUUCCGAGCAGACUGACGUCAAUAUGAUCCUGAAGGAAACCUCGAGCAUGAACGCAUCUUCAUCGCGAGAUCCGAUGUUGACGACGAUACAGAGGCUGGCCGCGCAACUUCAGAACGUCAAACCGUUGGAGCCGGUGCCGCCCGAGCCAAUGAUUGAUAUUAAGACAGAAAUCAAGACCGAGCCUGGAUCGGUGAUUCCAAAACCACCGGACGUUGUGCCGAUCGCCAGUGUUAAACAUUUGCUAAAACAAAAUGUCAAGUAUUCGGAGAAGAACAUGCCGGCAUCAAGCAAGAAUGCUAGUUCGCCCAAGAAUUUUCUCAGAUUCAGGCGACUUAGCGGCGAUAUGUUGUCUAUGCCGAUGCAGUUUUUGGAUAAUCAAGAAGAUUCACAAGAAUUCAAUACAGAUGGAGCUCAAUCAGAUAGCGCGAUAGAUGGAUUAAAAACGGAUACAGAGGAAGAAUGUUCGUUUUUGAAGAUCGAAAAUGUGAGGAGCCUUGCAGAAUCCGAUUCUAAUGAAAGUGUUACUGUAAACGACACUAGUAAAGCAAUGGAGGUAUCUCCUACGAAAAGCAAAGAAUCUAUUUUAAAGAAGUCCAACCAACCUUUAAUAUUGAAAAAGAUCUUACCGCAAGCGCUAGUCAAUAUGAAUCUGCAAACUUCGAAGAUGCAAUCGGUGUCCGCUCCAUUGACAAGUUCAUCGACUAGUCUAUCAACUUUCAAUUAUAGAUCAAGGAAAAUCAAGGUAAUACGUAUGCCUGUAUUAAACAACUCUAAAGACACGUCGCCCGCGUCCUUCGCGAUCAAGUUGAAAUCUAUGGAAGUGUAUGCGAGGAUGCUGACAGAGCCAAAGCUAGCUCAUUUUUACAAGUGCAUGGGUCAUAAUUGCUCUUUCACAACCGACUUGCCCCUGGAUUAUUCUAAACACUAUACUAAACAUUACGAAGAAGCUAGCGAGCAAAACGCACAUUAUGACAAGUGCGCCUAUUGUUACAUAUCUACAAAUAACUGGAACGAGAUGAAAACUCACUUGGCGACUAAACACCUUCAUUGCCGGUAUCAAUGUGGUUACUGCUUUUAUCGAUCCUUUGUACCGUCCUAUGUACGGCAACAUCAGAUUAUGUGUCAUCCCAAUACCGUGUUUUAUUAUUUAUUGGACAAGAAGCAGAAGUCGUUACAGAAAAAGGAACACAUUAAUCGUAACGCUUAUGUACUACCUUUUAUAUGCAAACAAGAUGAUUGUGACAAAAUCUUUUAUAUACCUGAAGCGUUUAUGACACAUUUAAAGACAAAACAUUCAUCUUCUCAUCUUGUGUACAAAUGUCAUGUGUGCAACACUACUCAUACCACGAUAGAAUUUCUUAUAUCUCAUUACAAGUUGCAUGGAUUUUGCAAAUACCAGUGCUUAUAUUGUUUUUAUGGUUCCGAUACGCUAAACGAAAUACAUCAGCAUUUAAGCACCUUUCAUUACGAUCGAUUGCCUCAGGUUCUGGAACGUUCACUUCCUCCAUCGCCAUCGCGCCAGAUGGAAGUUAUACAUCAACUCAUUUUACGAACUUUCGAUGAUAAAAUAGAUGAAGGAAGUUUUAAUUUGAACGCUGACAAUUCUAAAAAGAAUACAUCAGUUUCGUCAAAUGCUGGAAUAAUUUUAAAUGAAGCUCAGUCUAAUCAACCAAAAAAUUUGAAGGAAGAUAUUUUGAUUGGGGCAGUCAGUGAUCUAAAGAACACUGAAGUUAAUGUCAAUAUUUCCAAUAUCUCAACGAAACAGUUUAUAGAUACGUCUGGUACCACUAUCAACAAAAAUACAAAUAUAAGUGUUGAAAAACAACCUUUGGAAAAUGAGCCGUUCCAGUCGGAGACGAGAAAAUUAAGCGACUACACAAAUCAGAUUCUUCAAGAACCGAAAUUGGAUAUGUCCGUGAAUGAUUCCGGCGUAGUCGAUCCGUUAAAAGUCUCAGACGAAUUCAAUUACAGCGACGAAUUCGUAAAUACCAAUCUUCUCGAUAACGCAGAUCUUUUAAAGAAUUUUACAUCCAAUUCCAGCAAUGUGUUUUCUAAAUCCGCGGAUAAAACUGAAGAUAGUGAUAUCGAGAUUUUGGAAAGCGAAGAGAAAGCCGCGCAGUGUAAGACUGAGGAUGAAGUAAAGAAAAAGGCAGAACUGGUGUUUUCCAAGACAGAGGCUGAAAAUAAAGAGCAGGUUGCAUCCAGCGAUACUACCGAAACGAAAUGCACAUCCAAAAAAGCGUCAGCACAUACUACUAAUGCGACUGCUCAACCAGACAAGCCUUUGACUUUGGAUGACAUUAAAGAUACUGGUCGUAUCGGACAUGAGUUAUAUAAAUGCGGUUAUCUGCAUGAAUGUAGUUUCACGGCGCAAAACAUGGACUUAUUGAAAGCGCAUGUAAAGACGUGCAAUUUAGGAGACCCUAGACAAAAUUUAUUUUGUCCGCAUUGUAAAAAACGUGCCGUCAAAAUUUCUUUGUUUUUAGAACAUAUAAAAACUCACGGAUUAAAGCGUUUUGGAUGCAGUCUGUGUAAGCUAAGAUAUUCGGUUUCAUACCAAGCUACAGCUCAUAUGAAGUCAAAACACAAAUUUUUUCACACGAGGAUAGUGCCUGCCGAUCCAACAAAUCCAGCGAAAGAUGGCCUCUUUAUCGUACAAGCAGUUCCUUAUGAAGCUGCCGAUCGGAGAAACAAGAAACGUAAACGUGCUAACAAGUCUGGAACGGAACAGGAAAAUGAAAAGAGUUUGGAUAACGGAAAAUUAUCGUUUAAUCCUGACGAAAUAGAGCAAUUACCACGUCAAGCGAUUUACAAUCGGGAAGUCCAGUGUGCCGUAUGUCCUUACACAACUAAAGUUCGGACAAAUAUUAUCCGGCAUUUGCAAUUACAUGCGAAAGACGAGACUGUACCCGAGAGCGGUCCGGUCAAUCCUGUUCCUUGUUUAGAUAAGAAAGAGAAGAUGUUCGAUAAGAUGGUGAAUCUAGCGAGCAGCUCACACCAAAAUGGUCGUAUGGGCGCAAAAUCGAAAGAAUCUAUUAAGGAAAGCGAGGCGGACGAUAGCAUACCAAAGUUUGUACCGGAACACCAAAGAUACGUAUGUGGCGUAACCGAAUGCAAUUACUUAACGGUGAACGAGGCAAUGUUAAAGUAUCACUUAAAGGCUCUACAUUCAGAAGAACCAUAUUUCCAUUGUCCACAUUGUCCUCCAUCAUCGUCGGGUCAAGAGAAUCAAAAUAUAGCGAUCGACAAAAUGGGCAUUCAUUUGAGAAUGCAUGAUACAAGACUCUAUAAAUGCUCCCAUUGCAAUCAUCAUCAUUAUCAUAGACAUGUUGUGGAACGACAUCUUACUGAUAAGCAUCCGGAGAAGAGACCUUUCGUGAAAGUAAUAAGGGAAGUGGAGAACCCAGAGAAUGUUCAGCAACCAGUCCCAGAUGAGACCGAGGAGGAGGUACCCGACCCGGACGGCAAUCAUUGGAAAUGUAAUCUUUGUGAUUUUAAAUUUGUUUACAAAGCUGAAAUAGCUACUCAUGCUGACACAGUUCACGGUGAGAGCUCCCAAUACAAGUGCACCCUGUGCCCAUUUAAAACGAACGGAAAAAUACUUCUUGAGCAACAUAUAAACAGCAAGCACACACACGAUUCUAACGCCGAUUACACCAUGAUAUACCAGAGGAUAAAAGGUGUCAAUAAACGGAGUACAGAAACCGUUGAUCAAGGCGGACAGGACGAACCCUUUGAUACGACACCACUUUGGAGUAGAAACAUGUCACGAGUUCGACAUAUUCGCGGGAUCCUCUUGGAGGAAGAAACCGAAACGCCUGCGACGAGUGAGACGUCGCCCGUAACUUCAAAGCUAUCUUUAGGCAAACGCAAGAGCGACGCAGAAAUCGUGACAAAACCAGCUAAAAUAAAAGUGACCGGGAAAUCAAUAUCUCUCGAUGAAAAUAAUAAACUGUCUAAGGAGAAAUCAAAACGGUCACUUUCAUGCGAUAAAGUAUCCGGGGAGGCGGAAGGCGAAGGACAUAUUAUGAAAGAAAGUGCACAAAGCAAAGUCACUGGCAAUAAAUCGGUGAAAGACUCGAUGGAACUGAUCGACGGUAAUGAUUCCGAUGUGGGAAGAUUUGGACCUUACGGCAAACCGGAUGCCAAUAUGUAUGUCUGUACGCUGUGUAAUCAAUUCAAGUCGAAAUACAAGCACGAUAUGAGAGAUCAUCUUUAUAGGGAGUUGAACUAUGUUAGAUUUCAUUGCAAGACUUGCGGAUAUGUAUCGGUAAAUCGUAAAGCAUUAUUGCUGCAUAUUGGGAAACGUCAUAAUGGAGAAGGUACAGAUGAGCCACUUUCGCCGGAUAAUGCGAUUGAGGAUUGGGUGAUGACUUUAUUGAAAAAGCAAACGGACAUGAUCAAGGCGUGGAAUCACAUGAAUGUUAUCUAUAAAAGUAUACCCAUUAAUACAAGUUCUUCAAGUUCAGAUGUUAGUUUCGUGAAGAUCUCAACCAACAAAAAAUCCGUAAAUCUUGCAUCUACGAUAUCCAAACUGCAAAACGACGUUCUUGAAGAUGCUAAUAAAAGCAGCAUAGACUCUGAUGACGGAGAUAGCCGAGACAACGAGGAUCUUGUAAUCGAUAUGAAGGAGGAUGAGGUGUACGAGAUUAAGAGUAACGGAGAUAAAUCUGAAAAUGAUAAACUUUGCGAGAAGACUGAUGAUGAUCUGGACAAGCCAAUUGUCUGCAAGCAUUGCCAGACGACGUUCGCCGGCCAACGCGGAUUCAAGUUACACGUACAAUAUUCACAUUUGAAACGACUGAGCUUCCUGUGUCCCUACUGCGACCGUAGUACCAACUCGCAGACGAUGAUGUGCCAGCAUAUCCGCGCGAAACAUCCGCACGAUCCAGAAAGGAUUAUACACAAUCCGGAUGCAUGGGGAAACACAAAGCUAACCAACGAAUUCUGGGAGAAGGAGUAUGGUCUUUCUCCACUGAAGACAAAAAAACGAAAAUUGAACACAGAGAAUAAUGUUAGUAGCACCGCCGCCUCUGCAGCCGCAAUCGGUUCCGUUAAUAAUCGUUUAGAGAAGUGUGAGGUGUGCAACUUUACAGCAGUAAAUCAUACUGGCCUGAGGAGUCACAUGAGAACACACGCUCAUCAACACAAUCUCAAAUGUUUGUAUUGCACCUAUAGCUGUUCGUAUAAAGCAGAAAUGGUGGAGCAUUGGGAAUCAAAUCAUCCCUCGGUACCGCUGAAAUAUACGGAACGAAUGUCAGCGACUGACUCUUCCCCUAGCGAAACAAAAACCAAGCCACCGACGCCUCAAAAACAAGAUAUCGACACGUCAACAAAGAAUGAAGAAGGCAAUUCGUCAUCAGCUGUAAUCUAUGGCUGUGUUUAUUGUAACCUUCGCAGCGUCUCGCUGCCAUCCAUCAAGCAGCACUGGAAUCUCAUGCACAAGGACUUAAAGGGUUCGGAAACUCCUUUUGUUGCAAAGUUUCCAUUUAAAUAUAAAGAGAUACUUGUGUCGAGAUUGCCUAAAAGUCCCACGAAGAAGAACGUCAUUGAGCGUAACCAAGCAAAGCAGACAGAGAACCUGUCGCCUGUUAUCAUUCCAAAGCGUGGAUGGGUUUGUCAAUGGUGCCAAGAACUUUGCGAAACCAACAAUGAUAGGAUAAGGCAUCAUAACAUGUUUCAUUCGCAUUUACCACAAAAAUGGAAGGAGCAACAGCAACAGAAGGAACAAGAUCAGACAGACACAUCAGUACGGUUGCCUACAUACAAUACUGAAAAGUACGCGACAAAUUCGAAAAAUAUCUCGAGUUUUGAAUCGGUUGUAGAGAACCUGAUCACAAAGCAUGUCAAUCAGAUCGAACCUGGUGACAUGAAAAACAAGAAUGAUCAGAGCUGUAAUUUGAACACUUUGACAUCGAAAGGAAAUAGUCGUCAGGCUGUCGCAAGGAAAUCUACCACCAAAUCGACUAUCUCGUCUGCGAGACCAAGCCCACGUGUAUUCAAAGCUGUUGCACGCAAGUCUACGAAUCCAAGGUAUCCGCCGAAUUUUUUUAAACCGCUACCAGAGGAACACAGCACAGACAUGGAAUAUGAGGAAGAAGAAAUACAGAACAAACAGUUCGUAUCGCAUUAUGGAAUACCAAGCAGUCCAGUUAAUCUGACCGAGUUGAAUACAUACAUGGUGGUCGGGGGCCACAGUAUGCGGGUAAACUGUCUUACUCUUGCAACGCUUAUUAAUAUCAAGCCGAAAAUAUUAGUGAAAGACAUUAGAAAAGAUCCUAAAUAUACCGCAAUUCUCUCAAAUUUGGAUUAAUAUCACAAUAAUUAUUCGUAUGAUAUCGUAGAUAGAUAGAAUUUUAGUGUUCUAUCAAGAUUCAAAAUUUUUGCGUUAAGGACAGUUGAGUGUGGAUUGUUGUAAAAACUAGUACAUAAGUGGAAUUGCAACAAAAACCCCAGGUUUUAUUUCUGUACGUGAUAAAAUUCAUUUGCGAUGAUAAAAAGUGAAAAGAUACAGUGUGUUUUAAGCAUCGAAAAAUCAUAAUUUAAUCCUCAUAUUACUUGCGUAUUUUUUUUGCUUCUGUGGUUUUUUUAUUUCAUAAAGUACAAUGUGUAUAAAUUGAAAGUGGAGAUACGAUCAUAGCUAUACAUCAGGAGAAAAGAGGUCAGAACAACUAGUACAAUGUAAUCGUAGGAUAUUUAAAUAUGUCUCGUCUCGAGUAUGUGUUUGAUGUGAUACUUUUAUAUAUGAAGAUUGUCUGUUGAACUCUUGAAUUAUUGUUAAACUUACCAUUACAUCACAGAUUUAGAUCGUAAAUUGCUGAAUAGUUAAAUAAAACUAUUUUUUUAAUACCUUUCAUAAAAUCACAAUUACGUUAGCCAAUUUACACCUUACUCUCAAUAUUGCAACAUAUUUAUUCAGAAUGACAGGACAGUUAAUAUUACAAAAGUAAAAAUGUUUUUCCAU
Molecule: messenger RNA, 15081 nt
Organism: Trachymyrmex cornetzi
Lineage: Eukaryota; Metazoa; Arthropoda; Insecta; Hymenoptera; Formicidae
Exons: 19
Coding region: 1357-14430 (4357 amino acids)
Biological process (GO): positive regulation of transcription by RNA polymerase II
Cellular component (GO): nucleus
Source: RefSeq, a predicted model, not a curated record